AGUGCGCUCCUUCACUACUCUUGUUAAUCUGUCAAUAAUGAUCGAACUGCCGUUUGAUAACAUCAUGGACCGGUCCCCUGAGGUCUGGACUCAGAUGUGGACCCGUGAAGAAGUCACCAAUCAAACUUCUUAUGGUUUUACGGAUCCGUUAUAUACUGAGGCCCUGCCCGAAUGGACUAUACCAUACAUUGGUCCAGCGGCCUGGGAGGACUCCGAAACGGCCCUUGCUAAGAUGACGAUGUUUAUGCGCCAUUAUUGGUGGUUGUCUUAUGUAGUGAUCGGAUUAUAUCUGAUCGCGGUUCCUACGGGCCAACAUGUCAUGAAGAAUCGCCAGGCAUUCAAAUUGAAGAAACCGCUAGCGCUGUGGAACCUCUUCCUCGCUGUCUUCUCAUUUACUGGUAUGUUACGUACAUUACCUCAUCUUCUCAAUGGAACUUUCACGAAUGGUCCUCUCUACUUCGUCUGCCGUAACGUUGGUGCCUCGUAUGGGCCUGGCCCCACGGGCAUUUGGGUCGGUCUGUUCAUUUUCAGCAAGUACAUUGAGCUUGUUGAUACUGCCUUCUUGGUGUUGAGGAAGAGGAACGUUAACUUCCUUCAUUGGUUCCAUCAUGCUACUGUAUUACUCUACUGUUGGCAUGCAGGAGCCUAUGAACAGCCUACCGGUAUCUUCUUUGCUACUAUGAACUAUAUGGUCCAUUCUAUUAUGUACUUCUACUACUUCCUAUCAUCAGUUGGUCAUAAGCCUAGGUGGGGCCUAACUGUUACCAUUCUACAGAUAGCUCAGAUGCUCAUCGGUAUGUUCGUCGUGGCCAUUCACUACUACGCCUUGAGGACAGUUCCUCGUUGUGAUGGUGCUACUCAGGACCUCUCUGCGGCAUUCCUCAUGUAUACGGCCUACCUCAUUCUUUUCGCACAGUUCUUCGUGGGUCGUUAUGUAGUAGGAGGAGGAAGCAAGAAGGCCAAGAAGGAGUAGUCAGGACAGUUUAUUCCUUCAUCAGUCAGUGGCAUUCCAGCGAUACUAUUAUAUACUCUAUAUGACUCUGCCUUAUUAUGCUCGUCCUCCCCUCUCACUCCAAACAGCACCCCAAGUGACCGCCGUCCAUUGGAAGGGUAUAAACCACUAUAGCUAGGCAUAGCGAGUUGUAGUGAGCCAUUCGUAUUUAAUACACACCUAGAGCGGUGCUCAUGGGAAAGAGUCUCUCCUAAAUCUUCCUCCAGUUAUUAUCAUUCCCCAUC
Perkinsus marinus ATCC 50983 is the source of this 1236-nucleotide messenger RNA. RefSeq names its product fatty-acyl elongase, putative. The record is from RefSeq and is a predicted model, not a curated record. Lineage: Eukaryota; Perkinsozoa; Perkinsida; Perkinsidae. Bases 38 to 973 code for a protein of 311 amino acids. Gene Ontology annotation, biological process: fatty acid elongation, saturated fatty acid; fatty acid elongation, monounsaturated fatty acid; fatty acid elongation, polyunsaturated fatty acid. The transcript has 4 exons. Gene Ontology annotation, cellular component: endoplasmic reticulum membrane. Gene Ontology annotation, molecular function: fatty acid elongase activity.